Molecule: messenger RNA, 264 nt
Organism: Solanum tuberosum (potato)
Lineage: Eukaryota; Viridiplantae; Streptophyta; Magnoliopsida; Solanales; Solanaceae
Source: the annotation of a RefSeq genome assembly
AUGGUAAAAAAUUCUGUCAUUUCAGUUAUUUUUCAAAAAGAAAAGAAAGGAUCUGUUGAAUUUCAAGUAUUCAAUUUCACCAAUAAGAUACGGAGACUUACUUCACAUUUAGAAUUGCACAAAAAAGACUAUUUAUCUCAGAGAGGUUUGAAGAAAAUUUUGGGAAAACGUCAACGACUGCUAGCUUAUUUGGCAAAAAAAAAUAGAGUACGUUAUAAAGAAUUAAUUAAUCAGUUGGACAUUCGAGAGACAAAAACUCGUUAA